AUGACGGGCGACGUGGCAGCGCUGCUUGAUCGGCCGGCGCGGCACGGCCAUACCGGCGCCAUGCUUGCGAUCGAACGACCCAUUCCGGCGAUAGUGGCGGCCACCAUCACCCUGAUCGCGAUGGCGGGCCGGGACAGCGCCGCACAAUCGACCGAGUGGUAUGAAACGGUCGGUGGCGCGGUGCGGGUCGUCGUCGCGCCGCCGGACCCGACCGAUACGGAAAUCCGCGGAAUGCUGGAAGUCCGCCUUGAAGAAGGCUGGAAGACCUAUUGGCGCGAUCCGGGCGCAUCGGGCAUUCCCCCGCAGAUCGACCUCGCCGGCAGCAAGGGCGUGGCGGACGCCGAACUGCACUAUCCGGUACCGGUCUGGAUCAACAAUCCCUACGGGGACUUUGCCGGCUAUGACCGGCCGGUCUCCCUGCCCUUCACCAUGGCGCGCACGGCCAAUGGCGAGGCGGAACUUGUCGCAAACGUCUUUCUGGGAAUUUGUGAGGACAUCUGCAUACCGGUCCAGACACGGUUCUCGAUGUCGAUCGGCCACGCCACCGGCAGCACCCUGGCGGCGAUGCGGGUUGAACAGGCCCAUGCGGCGCUGCCGCCGCCGGAAGCCGCGGGCCUGACCGUCGCGCCAAACGGACAUAUGGAGGAUGGACGGGCGCGCGUGACCGUCGUCAACAUGGCCGACCCCGACACGAUCCCGCAACUUUUCGUUCACGCGCCCGAUGGCACGCAGUUCAAGCCGCCCGAAAUCCUGUCGUCCGAAAAUGGCAAGACGGUCUUCGCGAUUGAGCCGGUCAAUGCGCCGGAAGCACCGCGAACCGUCGAUGCGAUCGUCACGGUCGAUGGCGGCAGCGUCCGCAUCGAAACGCGCGUUUCACUGGAACUUGGCUGA
Messenger RNA from Effrenium voratum, 891 nucleotides. The record is from the annotation of a GenBank genome assembly. Lineage: Eukaryota; Dinophyceae; Suessiales; Symbiodiniaceae.